AUGGCGCUGGCGCGAGCGCCGUGUUGGGCGCUGGGAGCGCCAGACAGGGCGGUGGCACCGGUAGGAGGCCCCUCUGGCUUUGAGGAUGCUAACAUUCCCUUUGGUCCUGUGGAAGCAAAUGGUAGACCGAUGCUGAGUAUCGAUGAUCGUUUGGAGGAUGACAGGCAUCCGCUUCCCUUGACAGCUGCUGAUGCAGUUGCAACCAAUGGUGUGAACCCGUGGAAUUGGAGAGACACCUCUACUAAUGGUGGAGAUAACCAUGGCAGUUUUGGUGGGAGAGUCAUUUUAGUGAAGUGGGGUGAUUACACUAAAAGGAUUGGAAUUGAUGGUACUCCUGAAGCAAUUAAGGAAGCCAUCAAAUCAGCAUUUGGAUUAAGAACAAGGCGUGCUUUCUGGCUUGAAGAUGAAGAUGAGGUUGUUCGAGCCUUGGACAGGGACAUGCCAGUUGGAACUUACACACUUAAUCUUGAUGAUGGGAUGACAAUCAAACUCUGUGAUGGAAACCGCAUGCAGACCCCAGAAGACAAGGGAAGGGGCUGCGGUCGCUUGGUGAUUGAUUUUUGCAUCAUCUACCUUGGCAAGGCAUCGUGUCGAAGUGGAAUUGCUAGCACUGCCAUUUAG
This is a messenger RNA of Miscanthus lutarioriparius, 621 nucleotides long. The record is from the annotation of a GenBank genome assembly. NCBI's taxonomy places the organism in Eukaryota, Viridiplantae, Streptophyta, Magnoliopsida, Poales, Poaceae.